Messenger RNA from Sinocyclocheilus anshuiensis, 2229 nucleotides. RefSeq lists its product as uncharacterized. The record is from RefSeq and is a predicted model, not a curated record. NCBI's taxonomy places the organism in Eukaryota, Metazoa, Chordata, Actinopteri, Cypriniformes, Cyprinidae. Bases 1124 to 1735 code for a protein of 203 amino acids. The transcript has 3 exons.
UCACAAAUCAUUCCCUCCCUAUAUAAUUAUCUGAAAAAAUAGAUGACAUUUCUUUUAAACACCGCAAAUUCUAUGGCAUUAUGCAAGCAUUCACCAACAUAUAAAUUAUCUUGACUAAAACUACAUGCUACAAAAAUUGUUACAAAUAUUUACAGUGAUGACUAUACUGUAUGAAUAAAAGCAGUAUUAUAUAGCUAACACAUUACACUGAAUAACUGUAAUAUUAUUCAAAUUUAAAAUCUGAAAUAUAGAUUCAGUGUUAACUAUUUGUGCUGUGCACAACACCAAAGCGAAUAUAAAGCAAAUAUAAAAAUCUAAAUGACUAUUUGAAACAUUUACAAACUGUUCAGAAAGCAGCAGCUGCUUUGUUUACGUGGUUACCGGGGUAACGGAUUAAUUGUUGAGUUCAAUCAGCGCCCUCUACUGUCUUGCAUUUACUGUCUUACGUUAUUUAAAUUAAAUCGUCAUCCUUUUAAAGUUCAGUAAACAUAUUAGUCUGUAUCUAUGUUUUUACAUCACUCAAUUAAAACAUUUCUUAUAAGCUACCAUUUACUCACCCAUGCUCCUAAAUACAAUUUCCAAUUCGCACACAUCUAUUUUUAAUCGUAUAUCCAGUAAAAUACCCACACUGGCGAUUUUAUCUUCUUGGGCGGGUCGCAAUUUUAUAUAUCAUGUAUCACAUGGCUAUGAUGAGUAAAUCAUAGACUAAUUUUAAUUUUAAAGUAAACUAAUUCUUCAAAAGGCUUUUUUUUUUCAAAGGAGUAACUGUAAAUUUGUCCCGAUUUGACAGUGCAAAUGACAUUGACAAUUCAAGUGGCUGUGCAUUUAUUUGUAUUUUUAACUGGAUGGGAGCGAAAUGAAACUGUCUGAACCCGAAGCUGUCCGUGUUGUCUGUCUCCCCGCUUCCCCCUCUGCUCCGCAGCGCACCACGCCCACUUUCUUUAGCGUUUUUUAAAACUGUGGUGAGAACUAAUCAAUGCUGAAAUAGGGGGUAAUGACCCUUUAACUCCACCCCUUACUGUUGACUCCUACUUUAACGUCUAAAAGCCAACCGUACAUAGAUUUAUCUAAAGGUUACGUUUCUCACCGCUCAUGCUUCUUCUGAUGCAUCCUAAAGGCAACUAUGGAACAACAAGAAGAAACGGCAAUAACAUCUACAAUGAACAAAAGAACUUUCCACGUACCCCAAGGACUGCAAGUCUGCUUGUUAACAGACUCCAUGUAUCGAGGAAUUGAGGACUACCUACCAGCUGCAAAAUGCUGGGUACACCCAGGCACUACUCUUGAGAGAUCUACUAAACAGCACAUAUACCACUUUGAGACAAUACACAACAAUGCAGUGGUACUACUCCACAUCGGAACAAAUGAUAUUGAAAGUGGAGCAUCUCCAUCGCUGAUCAUCCAACGAAUGAAAGCACUAAUAACUUCAAUCUCUCAAGCAACUCCUCACAUUCUGUAUUUUGCAAUUAGUGCUGUCUUGCCACGACUUACAGAUGACUCAACAAAAAAAACAACUGUGAAACAAUACAACGCCAUGCUACACCACUGGACUAUGCAAACAGACAACAUCAUCUUUCUGAACACAACAAAACCUUUCCUCAAACAUGGAAAGAUUGUCCACUACCUAUACAAACAUGAUGGACUCCACCUUAAUCAGCAAGGAAAACAAACUUUUUACAUACUUUCAGCAGUUCCUCUGGCAUUUUUGCCACUUUCCAACUUUAAGUAUCUUUAAAAAAAAUUUACACCAAACUUGUUCCCAUGAAUAUCCACUACAUGUUAUCUUUUUCUGAAACAAUAAAGUACCUUUCUCUUUAUAAUAAACCAUGUAACUUAUUCUUGCACUUCACCUUUCUCUUUACUACACACAUAACACCAACAAAUAAAUUCAUUUUCAUUAUCACUUCAUCAUUAUAUCUUUGGCAUUUCCUUUUGUAAACACCACAUAUACAUUGCAUAUCCAGACAUACUUAUAUAACAUACUUUUGAUAUACAAUGAUACUUCGCAUACUACACAUUUCCUGUUACAACAUACAUACCUAUAAUACACUUGCAACAGUCACCAAAUAUGUCUUCUACAUUUAUCUUUGCUUUAGAUUAAGUUACACUUCUAUAUAUAGUCAUAGAUAUUCACUUCUUAAACUUCACACUUCUUAAAAACAAUACAGUUUAUUCUACUUACCAGAUAAUUCAUUAUGUAUACUUUCCAAAUAUUCUAUCACUGCUUAC